AUGCUCCGAGUCGCUACCCUGCAGACUAGCAGGACUUGUUCGUACGCCACCCCAAGCUUUGGUGAUUGGUCCACCAUCAACCCUGACGAAGAUCGGCCGUCACUCUGUAUGACGGGCCGUUAUGGUGACGAGAAGUACCAGCAGCCGUGCGAACCGUGGGACAUCCCCGCCUGGCCGCUCAAGGAGUCAACGUCAUGGAUGCGCUUCGACUUCAUGUCAGACUGGGAGUACGAGGAAGAACUGUGGCACGAGCCAAACGUCAAUGUCGAGACUGCCUAUGACGGAGACGAGCUCAUUUGUUUCAUUCUUGCGGAUCGGUCCCAGGAGCUCGAAAGACACGCUUUCGUUUGGGAUCUACCGGACAAAGACGCGGUACGCGAUCGACUUCUCGAGCAGCCUCGAGAGGUUCUGGCCAGGCAGGCCGUCGUCGGCGUCAUUGAGAGGUCUCUCGCGGCUCCGGGCUCGCUGCGAGCAUACUUGGCCGCUCUUGUGCUCAGACAGGCGCGUCUCGGUCGAGACAACGAAUCGAGCACAGACGCCCCGUCUUGUGGAAGCCAGGCCUCGAUAACCGACUCGUCGCGUCGCUCGCUGCCUCGUAGAGUCACUGGUACGCAAGGAAGAGGCGACUUGCUCCGGGUCCACAAGGACGGUACCUUUGUCGUCGGCUGGAGCAAUGAGCAAGGUGCGUGCUUCGAGAUCGAGCAGCUUUACGACGUCCGGCCUCUUCUUGUCGCCCUUUCCAACGCGUCUGGCUCGUCUCGUCGCAUCAGAUCGGUCAUCUCUGCCAUUUUCGGCAGCUUCUCGGCACAUCCGGCCAAGCCCCUUCUCGAGGAAAAGGUUGCGGCUUUCAUCUUCGGUCAAGAGGAUGCUAGGCUAGACGUCCACAGCAUGGGUGCUUUCUUCUGCCGGCUCGCCGCUGAGCAUCGAAACCACUUCCCGACAAAGCGAAACCCCCGAGCUCUCGUUGUCGGCCUGGACUCGUUUCACGUCCUCCCGAAGCCGAAGAAAAAGGACAGCAUCAUCUACGUCCGAAUCACUGGGGGUUAUCUUGUGUCCGAGACCAGGGGUCCCUCAGGGGAGCGUUACGAGGAUUUGACAGUCGCCAUCGAUCGGUAUGACUCAUUCUUCUGCAAGCCCUUGCCGAAGCUCGGCGACAUUCUCGCGUCUCUCGGUAUGACGCUGUUCGUCUAUUACGACAAGGACCAGGACGACGACUUUCUCGUCAACGUGUACGAAGAGGUCUCAAAGGGGCGUGCGAUCCGCGCCUUGCUCUACUAUCCCAUCGCCCAGCAGCUGGCCGCGAGGACGUACGAAGAGUCACUGCGCAUCGCAGAGGCCUGGAAAGGUGUGCAGAGUCUGCGCCAUCCGCACCGAACUCGACCUCACGUCACAACCUCCCCACAGGGAGAACACGCAGUCGUCCUUGACACAGGCCGCAAGAUCGAGGGAACGCCGCAAGUGCGAUUCAUUCCGUACUCGAGCAAGGAAGAGGCCGAGCGGGCCAACCGGCGGUUGCAAAACUACCUGAACGACAAACGGCUAGGCGCGUUGGAUCCGCACGACAUCUUCUGCGUCUGGAAUCUGUUCGACGGGCCGGGGAGCGUCGGUGACGCCCUCUCUCCCAGUUCCUACGACAGCGAAUUUCUCAAGGCCUUGCUGGAAUCUCUUCGUUUCUUCAACGCUCGAACCCUCUGGCCCCCUCCUGUUCACCAACAUGUAGAGACGUAG
Molecule: messenger RNA, 1728 nt
Organism: Kalmanozyma brasiliensis GHG001
Lineage: Eukaryota; Fungi; Basidiomycota; Ustilaginomycetes; Ustilaginales
Exons: 1
Coding region: 1-1728 (575 amino acids)
Source: RefSeq, a predicted model, not a curated record